Amphibalanus amphitrite is the source of this 11183-nucleotide messenger RNA. RefSeq names its product vacuolar protein sorting-associated protein 13B-like (gene Vps13B). The record is from RefSeq and is a predicted model, not a curated record. NCBI's taxonomy places the organism in Eukaryota, Metazoa, Arthropoda, Thecostraca, Balanomorpha, Balanidae. The coding region runs from base 225 to 11183 and encodes 3652 amino acids. The transcript is spliced from 26 exons.
UUUGUUUACAAAUGCUUACACCAAGCUUACACGUAGCCGGUUUUGUGUGUUUCUGGGGCUCCGAUUUUUGAAUAAUCAAGCAUUUUGGAUGCCGCUGCGAUGUAAAGACCUUCCUGCGAUGCAUACACUUAGGUCUUAGUGUGAUGAGGGUCUUUGAAUUCUGUCUCUGGCUAUAAUUUACUAUUGGAGCCUAAUCUGCAAAACAAGUGGCAUUUCAGACCAAAAUGUUUAAGAUUGAAUCAUACAUCACACCACUCCUGUUAAAUGUUGUAGAAAAAUAUGUGAAAAACCUUAAAGCAGAAGACACACAGGUGUCUCUUUGGGGUGGAGAUGCAGUUUUCAGCAACCUGGACCUCAAGACUGAUGUGCUGGAGCGGGAGCUCAAUCUUCCACUGCGCUUCAUCAAUGGCCACAUCCACGAGAUGCGCAUCCAUGUGCCCUGGCACAAGCUCACCUCUGAGCCCAUUGUGGUUACUAUUGACACAAUGGAAUGUGUCAUGCGUCUGCCAAGUGAUACAGAGAGGCUGGAUUUCUCAGACACCAGUAGUGAGUCAUCCUUCUCAAAGCAGCAGUCCAAUAGGCAAAAGAAGCAGCUGGAAACAGAAGAAGUUCCUCCUGGCUACAUCCAGACACUGGUCAAAAAGAUCACCAACAACCUCAGUGUGGUGUGCAACAACCUGAUCCUCAAGUAUGUGGAGGACGACAUUGUGCUGAGCAUCAACGUUCGCACUGUCAGCUCUCAGUCUGCCGACCACUCGUGGACCCCGGCCUUUACCGACUUUGUCCCCCCGCUGUUGUUCCUACGUAAGCUGGUGAAGCUGGCCGACUUCACCGUCUGUCUGGACCGAAGGAACGCCUCGGGAAAGAUCGAGAGCUACCAGGAGCCGCUGCUGUACCGGUGCUCGCUGGAGGUGCGCUGUCUGCAGCAGUUCAGCGGCCUCCACUCCCCGGUGGCUGACGUCACCCGCUGGGACGUGCUCUGCCCGCAGCUAGAGUUCUCCGUCACAGACGUGCAGGUGCCGAUGCUGCUGCGUCUGAUGGAGCUGACGCGGGCGCUGCUGUUCGGAGAACUGGUGCCGGACAGCGCCAGACGACCCUCGGCCGACGACGCCUCGGACGGCGGCGGCGGUGAGGAGGAGGGCGGCGGCGGCGGCCCGGCGGCCGGCUCGUGGGCCGACUGGGUGUGGUCGGCGGUACCCUCUCCGAUGGCCAUGCUGCCCAUCACGUGGGACGACCCGGAGGAGGAGGGCGACGCUGGAGCGCGGCUGGCCGCCCACGAGCGCGUCGUGCACUUCUCCGUGUACGUGCAGCAGGUGGACUCGGUGUUCAAGAUGUCUGAGCCGUGCCGACCGUGUCCGGCCGGCCGGCGCGCCCGGUUCACGCCCUACCUGCGGCUGAGUGCGGCCGGCGCCAUGCUCAGCUCUGUGGUGCGCGGUGUACAGGCAGUCAGCAGCAGCUGGGGCAUCAGCCACCUGGCGCUGCGGCCGUGCGGCGGCUGCACCUGCCGACACCACCCCGGAACAGACCUGCCGCUCGAGGUGAGUUACCUGGAGCUGGGCCGUCCCAGUGAGGCGUACAUGGCCGGCUCCCUGUUCGUCGACCCUCCCGCCCGGCCGGUGGACACCCGACAGCAGUACAACAUUCAGUGGGACAGCCACAUGAGGGAGAAAACCGAGAGCUGGCUGCUGGAGCGGACGGCCGCGAUGGCUGCCGACUACCUCUACCAGCUGGAGCUGCCGGAGGAGUUUGGCGAGGAGGAUAUGCCGCUACUGGCCGACCUGGAGUACAGCGACCUGCCGGAGCGCUCUAUGUUCCGGUUGGUGGUCGGUCCGUCCCAGGUGCUGGUCACCUCUGGCUCCGUACACCGGCUCAAUCACCUGCUGACGGCGGCGCACAGCGUGGCCUACCCGCCCUACAGUCGACCCCAGCAGGCGGACGGAGAGUCCCGCCCGGGCCCGAUACCGCCCGGAGAGGCGGCGGCGCUGGAGGCCAACACCCCGGCUCGCGGCCUGCAGCUGACGGUGCUGGAGCCGCGGGUCACCGUGGUGGCCGGCCACGGGGACCUGGAAAAGGCCGGUGAGGUGCGCCUCCAUCUGCGCUGUCAGACAAUCCAGUGGAACGAGCAGCAGCCCAUGUACCCGUCCCGGCUGUGCCGGUGUGUCUCCCAGCUCCGGCGGCCGACCGCCGCGCUACUCUACAACUGCCACGUACACACACGAUGCACGGUGACGGCAGGCCAGGCGGUGCUGGUCUCGGCCGCAGCGGACGGGCAGCCCGCCCAGGAGCAGCAGGUCGCCUCCCUCUCCUCCGCCUCUGUGUACUGGAAGGCGCUGCUGGCGCCGGCACUGUGGGCCGGCUCCCAGCAUCCGCUCACCGAACAGGUGUGCCACGCCGACUGGCUGCACUGUGAGCUCAGCGUGCGCCAGGGCGCUCGGCUGCUGCGGCUGUACCGGAGCCUGCUGGCGCCCGGCCGGGGGACUCCCGGCGCCGAGCCGGGCGGCCCGCAGCUGGAUCUGCCGCUGGAGACGGACCUGUGCGGUCUGGACGUGCGGCUCUGUCAGACCGGCUGGUGCUGGGCCGGCGCCGCCAGCCUCGGCUCGGUCCGCUGCCAGCUGGACGGCCGGCCCGUGCUGGCCGCGCCCCAGGCGGCCGACGCGCCGGCGGCCGGCGGCGGCGGUGAGCGGGCGGUGCGGGCGCUACUGCAGCUGCCCACAGCCGCUGCCGCCGCGGACAGCUGCCCGCUGCUGGUGGUUGUCUCCGAGCCGGCCCUGCUCUGCUGGCAGCCGGCACUGCUGCUCUGGCUGUCCCUGGCCACACAGCUGCUGGCUGGUCCGCCGUCGCCGCCGCCGCUGCCCCAGCCUCCCGAGCCGCCGCCGCCGCCGCCGCCAGCGGAGGACCGGGCGUCCAGUCGCUCCGGCCGCCGCUCGCCGGCCGUCGAUGUACCCCGGCCGCACGGACACUCAAGAGCCUCGCGAUCGGCACGGAGCCACACCACAGAGCGGAACCUACCCGCAGUGUCACCCAAUACCCCCGCGGCGGCGGCCGUCUCGCCCGCUCCGCCGGCGCCGCCGGCCGCGCCGCCGCUGGCCUGGCUGCCGGCGCUGGAGCGGCUGGAGGUGCGCCUGCAGAUCAGCGCGGUCACCGUCACCGUGCCGGCCGGCCCGGAGAGCGGCGGCGGGGCGGGUGGGGACGCGGAGCGGGCGGCGGACCCGCCCCCGACCCCAGCAGGCCACCACCCGGCGCCGGUGCCGGGCCGGGUCCGCAGCAGCAGCGACUCGGGCCACCGGUACUGCCUGCACGGCCAGCUGGUCUCUGUGCUGCCCUCGGUCCGACUGGACAGCGCCGUGCUCAAAUCGGCCGCCCUGCCGACAGUGCCCGAUGUGCCCGUCCGGCUCACCAGACCGUCAGCGGCCGCAGGUCGUCCGGCGGCGCCGUGGCAGGCCCGUCUCUCGGGCGCCGAGGUGUACGUCCAACUGGAGAGCGGUCAGCGGCGCGCCCUGAUGGCACCUGCAGAGCUCGAGUGUACCGUGGGGCUCAGCGCGGCGGCCGACGGCGCCGGUCCGCUCAGCCUGGUCGUGCACGCCAACAUGCCCGAGCUGCAGAUUACACUUGGACAGCGGCAGAUCCAGGGUCUGGCCGUGGUGGUGGAGCAGUGUUUCGCCGUGCUGGACCGUGUGGCGCCCCUGAUGUCGGCUGUCGGGACAGACGUCAGCGCAGAGGACUCCAAACUGGACAACGCCGCCCGGGCCAGUCAGAGUGAGGAGGUCUCUGCUCAGCUGCUGCGGUCCCACGAGCUCCGCUCCGACAGCUCCGCGGUGGGCGCCGCCGUUUCGGCCGCGGACCGCUCGUCCCGUCCGUCCGUCUCCGUCUGGCUGCAGUGGACGCUGCCGCGCGUCUCCCUGCUGCUGGUCGGUCCGCCGGGCACCGACCGACUGCUCACCGUCAUGGAGGACCUGGCCAUCUCCAUAGACAGCCAGGCCGUCUACACCAAGGCCAAGCUGAACCUGGCCUCGCUGGAGACAUCGCGGCAGCCGGCCAGAAACGCCAGCUGCUCGGCCUCGGACCGGUCCCCGGUCCGCCCGGACGCCUCUCGGGUGGUGUUCACCAGCUCUCGGCGUCUGACGCGCGCGCUGGUCAUGUGCCCGGACCGGGCCGGCGCCGGCUCGCCGUCACCGGAGCCGGAGCCGUCCCAGCCGCAGCACCGGGCGCUGCUCUCGGCCGUCUGCACCCGCGCGCUGCGCUCCAGCGUGCUGCAGAAGUGGGGCUCGCCGACCGCCGCCACCAGCAGCGGCGGGGAGUGUCUGACCGAGCUGGAGGUGCGCCUGAAGCCCUGUGACCUGGUGCUGACGCCGGACAUGGUGCUGCCCUACAGCGGUCUGCUGGAGCCGCUGCUGACGCCGCUGCUGGCGCGGCAGCAGUCGGGCGGCGGCGGCGCGGUCCCGACCGGCCCGCGACCGGCGCCACCCGCCACGGCCGCCGACCUGCCGCUGCUCUAUGUCAGCUGCGAGCCGGUGCGGCUGUUCCUGCCGUGUGACGGCCGGCUGUGUCUGCUGCAGCUGGGUCGACUGCGCGUCCAGCCGGCCGCCGAGUUCCCUCUGAGUCGGCCCGUGCUGCGGCCCGACCUGUGUCCGCCGGCCGGCUGGAGCGGGUCCGGGCCAGACGUGGACGACCGCCACUACCAGGCGGACGUCACCGGGGUGCUGGUCGCCACCGGCUCCUGGGACGAGGUGCUCGCCCAGUCGGACCGCCAGCAGCCCCAGUCGGCGCAGACGCUGGUCACGAUGGGCGAGAACCCGGCGGUGGAGUGGAACAACUACGACCCGCUGCAGAGUCCGCGGGACGUGACGCUCACCUCUGUGCUGGAGCGGUGUGACGUGCGCGUGACGGUGGCGCCGGCGCUGGCCGCCCCCGGCACCCCGGAGCCCACGCUGCUGGCCGGACACGCGCUGGAGGUGAACGUCACCGCCCCGCUGGCCGUCUCGCUCAGCGUGCGACAGGCGGUGCUGCUGCGCCAGCUGGCGGAUAACGCGGCUCUGGCGCUGCGCCAGCUGCUGGGCCCGGCGCCGGCGGCCGCGGCGGCGCCAGAGGUGGCGGCGCGCCCGGCCGGCCGGCGGCCGCUGGUCGGCGGGGUGCCGCCCUCCCCGGCCGCGGCGGACAGCGGCAUCAGCAGCAGUCGUACCGAGCGGCCCACCGCCGACGCCGUGGUGCCGUUCGAGGCGCUCCUGACCCUGGGAGAUGUGACGGUGACGCUGUACGACCACGAGGACCCUCCACCGUACCACGGCCCGCAGACUGAGGGUAAGUCGUCGCCGGGCCGGCCUGUGCCGCUCCUAUACGUCUCCGCCUCCCAGCCGCACGCCUUCCUGGCGUGCCGUCCCUCCGAGCGGAAACUCCAGCUCUCUGUAUUCGACCUAUCGGUGCUCGCCGGUAACCCGAGUGACCGCGGCGACCCGGAACGGUCAGAGGACGAGCCACCGGUGCCGGAGCGGGCGCGCUUCCCGGUCACCCUGCUGGAGACCAGGCCCGGCGAGCCGCACUCCAAGACGGGCAUCCCUCCGUCGCUGCUGACGGCCACGCUGGCGGACGGCGCCGUGCCGGGCGCGGCGGCGCUCACUGUGGACGUGGGCCGUCCGCUGAAACUCUGCUGGGCGGAGACCGGCGCCCGGCAGCUGACCACACUCGCAGAGGCGGCGCAGAGGAUCCUGGAGCUGCCGGAGCCGUCUGGGACGGAGCCGACGGCGGGGGCGGGCCCGGCGGACCUGUGGACGGAGCUGGGCGGCCAGGCGCGGCUCUGGGCGGCCGUGGUGAGCGCCGUCAGCGUCACCAGCCGGCAGCUGGUGCUGGAGCUGGACCCGGCGCCGGCCGGCGGUCGGCUGCGCGCCGCCGUGUCAGGGCUGAGCGGCGCGCUGCGCUGCCAGUACCUGCCCGGCGAGACGCCGCGGCCGGCUGUCCUCUCCCUGGACGCCGAGACCACCGACCUGUCGGUGAGCUGCGGGCUGCCGACAGGCCCCUGGCGGCCGCUGCUGGCCCCCUGGAGCCCCACUCUGACCGCCGAGCUCGAGUGGGAGCCCUGGAGCCCGCGGCCCUACUGCCGGCUGUUCGUCACCUCCGACGCCCUUGUGCUGGACGUGGGAGCCGAGCAGCUAGCCUGUCUGGAGUCGCUGAUGAAACUGGCACCGGCAGCGAGCCCACCAGAAGAUGGCACUUUGGGAACUCCGCAGCCGAGCACCAAAGACAUCAAAUCUACCGCCAGUCUCAGCCCCAACGGCGUUCCGGACGGUGAACUGCAUUCUUUGGCAACCCGUUCAGAAGACGACCUGCGCCGGGGUCUCAUGGCGUUCUCCCAGGGCGACCACGCCGCCUGUCCGGUCGGUCACGUGAGUUUCGACAAGUCGUCGGGCGUCAUGUCGUGGCGGUACGGUCAGCCGCGCAGCCUGACCGCCGUGCACGUGUACCCCGUGCCGUUUGUGGCCGGCUCCGAGGUGAGCCACGCCUCGGAGGCGGAGCCGGCCGCGGUGAUCUGCCUGCUGCAGUACUACGACCGGCUGCGGCGCCGCUUCUGCACGCUCUGCCAGUUCGAGCUGUCCGAGAGCCAGACCAGCCGACUGCAGCUGCCCAUCCCGGUGGAGACGAGCAAGGCGCCCAGCGCCGCGCUGUGGCGGGUGCAGAUCUGCCUGGAGGACGGCGACGGGCCGGCCGGCCGGCUGGCGGUGUGCCCCACCGCGCUGGCCGCCUGUCUGCGCGUCGACUCCGAGUUCCGGCCGGCGGCCGUGGCGCGGCUCCGGGCCGUGGCCGAGCUGGGCGGCCUGCAGACGCGACUGUGGCUGCAGCAGGCCAGCCGGCAGGCCGAGCUGCCGCCGCCCGUGGCCGGCUACCGCCUGCAGCCCGGCUGGCCCGAGGAGCACGUGUUCCUCACUGUGGCUCUGGACGGCGCGUCCGCGGCGGCCAGCGUGUGGCCCGACAUGGUGCGUCUGCAGGCGGACGGCGCCCUCUCGGUGACAGCCGUCAACUACGCCUACCUGACGGAGGCGCCGCUGCUGGAGCCGGUGCUGCUGCGGCUGGACGCGGUGCGCUCUCCGAGUGCGGCGCACACACUGUCGGCGGCGGCGGCCGACUGGCGGGCGGCGCUGCAGCGGUACCGCCUGGCAGUGGACCGACCGACGGAGCCGGACGGCGGGCAACUGCUGCUGCCGGCGCGCUACGUCCUCCUCAACAACACCGGCUGUCGGCUGCGGCUGGGACAGGCCGGUACGGAGCAGGCCGAGCCGCUGCUGCCGGGUCACGCGGCGCUGCACAGCUGGAGGGACCGGGGCCUGCCGCCGCUGCUGCGACUCUCCCUGACCGACCGGGACGGCUGGAGCCGGCCGCUGUCACUGGAGAACGACGGCGAGCAGGUGGUGCUGCUCCCCGGCUCGGCGAGCGACCCCGACCCGCCUGCCGACGACCGGAGCUCUACCGAGACAGACAGCGCCGUCAGCUACCCAGUGAUCGUCACCGUGCGGCCACUGAGUGCCACCCAGAAACUGGUGACCCUGGAGGGGCGCCUGAAGGUGCUGAACGCGCUCGACUCGGCGGUGUGGGCGGAUGUGAGGGCGGCGCCGUUCUCCCAGCUGCAGACGGUGUUGCCGCGCUCCUGCUCCCCGUCGGUGCUGUGUGACUCAGCGAGGGUACAGGUGGCGGCGAUGACGGCCGGCGCGGCGGCGGUGUACCGAGAGGUGGACCUGGCGGCCGCCGAGCCGGCGCUGCUGGCGCUGGGCGCCGUGCACGCCUGGUGCUCGGUGCUGCACGAGCCGGUGGGCGGCGCGGCCGGGUGCCGGCGCACCCUGGUGGUGCUGGCGCCCGUGUUCUGCGCGCGCUCGCUGCUGCCGGCGCCGCUGGAGCUGCGGCAGACGGCCGGCGGCGCGGUGCAGCGGCUGGACGGGCGCGGCGCCGUGCAGCAGCUGCGCUGUGACCCGGCCGCCGCCCACCAGCUCACCAUGAAGCUGAGCGCCGGCGCCGAGUGGUCCAGCCCGCCGGUGGCGCUGUCCGUGGGCGCCCUGGAGGAGGGCGCGGCCGAGCGGCCGGCGCCGCCGCUGCCCGAGCUGGCCGCCCUGCUAACCGCCGACCGGCCCGACUGGCUGCCCGACGGCGCCGGUCUGCGCACCGUCGACCAGCCCGACAUCCAGCUGGAGGUGACGGUGCGCCGCCGCUGGCCCUGGCUCAACACCCUGCUGCUGGACGUGCGGCCCACUCUGCUGGUCACAAACGAGUGCGGCGAGCCGGUGGUGGUGCGCUGCGGCGCGCGCGACGCCGCCCCCUCGCUACUGCCGCCGGCCGGCGUGCUGGCCGCCCCGGCCGCCGACGGUGCGCUCUACAUCAGCGCCCUGGUCGGCGGCGAGGAGUUCCAGGCCAGCAAACUGGUGCUGGGCGACCAGCAGUGGCCGUACCAGCGGCCGCCGCCCGGCGGGCAGGGCGUACUGCCGCCAGAGGGCGCCGUGCCCGUGGCCGCCUUCGUCCGACAGCAGGUUGCUCUGUUCAGCGUGGGUUCGUCGCGGCGCGGCGGGCUGCGUCAUGUCUACAUCCGUCCGCGGGUGGUGGUCGUCAACGAGACGGGCCGCAGUCUGCCGCUGGCCGCGCUGGCCGCCGGCGGAGCGGCAGAGCCCGGCGGCCGGCUGCCGGAGGUGCACGGCCGGCAGCUGGCGCGCGCCGCCCGGCCGCAGCCGCUGCUCUGGUGGCAGCUGGCGGCCGGUAUCGCGCCCGACCCGGCCGCCGCGCCGCUGCCGCUGCGCCUGCUGCUCGACCUGAGCGGGUGCCGGCAGCGGCCGCAGCAGCUGCCGGACGGCCGCGGCAGCCGCGUGCUGCACGGCCCCGGCCCGCAGCCGGCCGGACGCUGCCUCAACAGUCUGCUGCGGGCGGCGUACACACAGCGGGACGGCCAGACGUUUGUGACCGUCCGCGAGGAGGCGGCGCCGUUCCUGCUGGUGAAGAACGACACGGCGCUGCCGGUGACCGUCAUACAGCCGGAGCCCGCCGAGCCCGUGGAGCAGUUUGUGGCGGCCGGAGCUCCGGGCGAGGUGCCCGCCGGACACAGCCUGUACCUGCCGGAGCCGGAGCCGGCCGCCUCCGGAGCCGAGGAGGCCCACUACCGACUCCAGCUGUCGGUGGGACCCGGCGGCGGGGCGGAGAGCGGCGCGGCGGCGACCGCUGCGGCCAGCGGAGCCACCUCAGGACGGAUCCCGACCGCCGACCGUGCCACGGUGGACCUGACCUACGGUAACACGCAGUUCCUGCACGUGGCCGGCCACGACCUGACGGCGCACGUGCGCGUCCAAGGUCACACGCACCACGUGCAGCUGCGGCCCGUCAGUCGGCUGGAGGUGUCGGCGCAGGACGUGCGCGCCAGACUGUCCCGCUCAUUGGUCGGCGAGCCGGCGGCCGAGCGGCCCGCCUCGCCCAGACCCCCGAAGGCGUCCCCGCCGCUGCCGGAGACGUUGGUGGCGGAGCCGGCCGGUCCGGCGGCGCUGGUCGUCCAGCUGACCGCCGUCUGUGACCAGCUCAGUGUGGUGCUGCAGGACGACACCGCGGACGUGCGCCGCUGCCAGGAGGUGCUGCGCGUCACGGCCGACCGUCUGGCGGUGCUGCUGUGCCCGCCGGCGGCGCCCGGCGCACCGUGCCGCCUCUCGGCCUGCGUGGCCGACCUGCAGGUGGACAGCCAGCUGCCGCCGACCGCCGGCCAGCUGUACCAGGUGCUGGUGGCCGCGCAGCAGCCGCCGGCGCCGCCCGGUCACCAGCCGCCGCUCUCCGGCCUGCCGCCGCUGGCGCUCAGCGCCGCCGUCAACUCCCUGCGCCGCUCGGCGCUGCUGCUGCUCGAGCUCGGCCUGGAGCCGGGCGCGGCCGGCGGCAGUCAGCUGCGCUCGCUGCGACUGCAGGCGCGCCCGCUGCGCCUGUUUGUGGAGGACCGGUGUCACGCGGCGUACUCGGCCUACCUGCGCGGCCUGAUGGCGGCGGUGGGCGGCAGCGCGGCGCCCGAGCGGGACCUGGGCCGCGGCGGGGUGCCGGCCGAGGUGCGCGCCGAGCUGGCCGCCCUCUGCAGCCAGGUGCUGGCCGACCAGCUGACCGUGGAGCCGCUGGCGCUGACGCUCAGCGUGCGCACGCACCGGCAGCUGUACCUGUCCAUCGACGACUCGCCGCUGAGCCUGCCGGCCUUCCAGCGGGUGGGCGUGCGGACCAGUCUGGAGCGGCUGCUCGACGAGCUGGUGCACCACUACAUGUGGUCCGCCAUCUACAAAGCAGGCGGUGUGGUGGCCUCGCUGGACCUGCUCGGCGACCCGGCCGGUCUGGCGCGCUCUCUAACACUGGGCGUGCGCGACCUGGUGCAGCUGCCCUACCGGGGCCUACUGACGGGCCCGGCCGGCCUGGUGGGCGGCUGCGGCCGCGGCCUGGCCAGCCUGGCGCGCCACCUGACGGCCGGCGCGGUCAGCUCGGUCAGCGGGCUGGCCGCCGCGCUGGCACACAACCUGCACCGGCUGUCGCUGGACGCCGACCACCUGGCGCGGACCGAGGAGCAGCUGAGCGCCGCGCCGGCCGGCCUGACGCACGGCCUGCGCCAGGGCCUGACCGGGCUCGGCCUGGCGCUGCUGGGCGCCGUGGCCAGCCUGGCCGACCAGCCGCUGCAGGGCGCCAUCGAGGGCCGCUCGGCCGGCGCGCUGGUCGGCGGACUCGGCCGCGGCCUGGUGGGCGCGCUCACCAAGCCGCUCGGAGGCGCCGCCGACCUGCUGGCGCACACGGGCCAGGGCCUGCUGCACAGCGCCGGCUGGCGGCGGCGGCCGGCGCGGCGGCACCCGGACUGCGCGCGCGAGGUGUGCCGCGCCGCGCUGGCGCCGCUCUGGUACUCUGUGCAGCUGGCGGCGGACGGGCCCGUGCUGGCCGUGGCCGACGCCACCCUGGUGACGGACUCCCGGCCGCCGGCGUACGCCGCCGUCACCGUGCUCCUGCUGACCACAGAGCUGCGCCUGCUGCCCGAGACCGAGCCGGACGCACCGGACCAGGCGGCCCCCCGCGCCGCCGCUGCCUACGAGCUCUCCGACACCGACCUGGUCCCCUCGGAGACGGACCCGACCGAGACGACGCUGCGGCGCCGGCCGGGCCGCAGACGACUGUUCGGCACCGGGUUCCCGCUGGAGCUGCGGCAGCAGCUGGCGUGA